CUGUGCUUGCUUUUUUGUUUCUACAACUACCUCCCCAAAUCUCCAUCCACCCACCCUAGGCUCUGUCUUCUCUCUCUAGCUUUGGAAAUUCUUUACUCCAAGUUUGUAUUAGCCUUAUCAUCCAAGUAACUUUGGUCGUUCAUCUGAGAUAGAAUCUUAUAUAUACCCUCAACCAUUGUUGGCAGAGAUAACUUUGUACACACACAAAAGAAAUGACAACUUCUUUCUCUCACAGUUGUCUUUCUUUCUUUCUGCUUCUUGCUAUUUCAUUUGCAUCUGCAACUUCUCCAAACCAAGAGCAGCCAACCUUAUCUUCAACAAUCAACUAUCCAAUCCUUCAAGCAGAGAAGCUCAUUAAAGACCUCAACUUGUUCCCCAAGGAAUCCAUAAACAUUGCAGCAGAAAACCCUUCAUUUUCGUCUUCAGGAAUCGUCGAGAAAAGUUUUCAGUUCCCUUUCAUUGGAGGAAAAAGUCAAGGCCCUUCAGUUCAAGAACUUGGCCACCAUGCUGGGUAUUAUCCCCUUCCUCAUACUAAAUCAGCAAGGAUGUUCUACUUAUUCUUUGAAUCAAGAAACAGCAAGAAGGACCCUGUUGUGAUAUGGUUAACAGGAGGGCCAGGGUGCAGCAGUGAGCUUGCUAUGUUCUAUGAAAAUGGUCCUUUCCAAAUUGCAAACAACUUGUCUCUUGUUUGGAAUGACUAUGGCUGGGAUAAGACAUCAAAUCUUAUUUACGUCGACCAGCCUACUGGAACUGGUUUCAGUUACACUUCCGACGAUGAUGAUAUUCGUCACGAUGAGGAAGGAGUCAGCAAUGAUUUGUAUGACUUCUUGCAGGCAUUUUUUACUGAGCAUAAAGAAUUUGCUGCAAAUGACUUUUACAUCACUGGCGAAUCGUAUGCCGGGCACUACAUUCCUGCAUUUGCAGCCAGAGUUCACCAAGGAAAUAAAGAAAAGCAGGGAAUCCAUAUAAAUCUUAAGGGUUUUGCAAUUGGCAACGGGCUUACUAAUCCAGAAAUUCAGUAUAAAGCAUAUACUGAUUAUGCCUUGGAAAUGGGAUUGAUUGGAAAAUCUGACUUCAACAGCAUAAACAAGUUGGUCCCAGGCUGUGAAAAGGCAAUCAAAAGUUGUGGUACUCAUGGGGGAAGUGCUUGUGUGUCUUCUUAUAUUAUCUGCAACCGGAUAUUCAGUAGAAUCAUGGGCGUUAUCGGGGACAAGAACUACUAUGAUGUUAGAAAGAAAUGCAUUGGAAAUCUUUGUUAUGACUUCUCGAACAUGGAGAAAUUCCUUAACGAAAAAUCAGUAAGAAACGCGCUCGGAGUCGGGGAUAUGGACUUUGUGUCAUGCAGCAGCAAGGUGUACAGUGCCAUGCUUAUGGAUUGGAUGAGAAAUCUUGAGUUUGGCAUUCCAGCUCUCAUUGAGGAUGGAAUAAAGGUGUUGGUGUACGCGGGCGAGUAUGACCUGAUAUGCAAUUGGCUCGGAAAUUCGAGAUGGGUUCACGAAAUGAACUGGUCUGGUCAGAAAGCAUUUGCAGCAUCCAAAAUUGUUCCAUUCUUAGUAGAUGGUAAAGAAGCUGGCGUUCUCAAAAGCCAUGGUCCUCUUGCGUUCCUAAAGGUUCAUAAUGCUGGUCAUAUGGUGCCAAUGGAUCAGCCUAAGGCUUCGCUUCAAAUGCUGCAGAGUUGGAUGCAGGGCAAACUUGCCUUGGAUGAGACACAUGAAAGACUUGCUCCAAAAUGACUGCUAUCUCUCAACUCAAUUUCUUCCUUGCGAAAAAAUUAGACUCUCAAAAUUAACUAAAUGGGUCGGGACGGGGAUGGGGAUGGAGAUGGAGAUGAAGAGUAUAAUCUCAUUCUCAACCCUAUUUAUGUAACA
This is a messenger RNA of Cucurbita maxima (winter squash), 1868 nucleotides long. RefSeq names its product serine carboxypeptidase-like. Bases 213 to 1733 code for a protein of 506 amino acids. The transcript is spliced from 9 exons. Gene Ontology annotation, cellular component: vacuole. The record is from RefSeq and is a predicted model, not a curated record. Gene Ontology annotation, biological process: proteolysis. NCBI's taxonomy places the organism in Eukaryota, Viridiplantae, Streptophyta, Magnoliopsida, Cucurbitales, Cucurbitaceae. Gene Ontology annotation, molecular function: serine-type carboxypeptidase activity.